AUGACGGGCUUUAGCAAUAAGGCCAUAGUUAUCGAUGGCCGUGGCCAUCUCCUCGGCCGCUUGGCCGCCGUAAUUGCUAAAGUCCUUUUGGAAGGUAACAAAGUUGUUGUUGUACGAUGUGAACAAAUUAACAUCUCAGGAAACUUCUUCAGAAACAAGUUGAAGUUCAUGUCAUUUCUGCGAAAGCGCUGCAAUGUAAACCCAGCCCGUGGACCAUUCCACUUCAGAGCCCCAUCUAAAAUCCUGUGGAAAACUGUCAGAGGCAUGAUACCUCACAAAACAGAGCGUGGAAAGGAUGCUCUCACAAGGCUUCGCUCAUAUGAUGGCUGCCCGCCACCUUUUGACAACCGUCGCAGAGUGGUUGUUCCAGCUGCAUUAAGAGUAUUCUGCUUGAAGCCUGGCCGUAAGUACUGUCACGUCGGUCGUCUUUCUCACGAAGUUGGCUGGAAGUACCGCGAUGUUGUUCGCAAACUUGAGGACAAGAGGAAAUUCAAGGCAAUCCACAAAGUCGCUUAUGAAAGAAAACUUAAGAAAAUCACUAAGGAGGCCGGUGACAAAGUUUCCAAAGCCACAGCACCGUUCACCGCUGUCAUGCAAUCCUACGGAUACAAUUAG
Messenger RNA from Leptosia nina, 615 nucleotides. The record is from the annotation of a GenBank genome assembly. NCBI's taxonomy places the organism in Eukaryota, Metazoa, Arthropoda, Insecta, Lepidoptera, Pieridae.